This is a messenger RNA of Nymphalis io (European peacock), 1635 nucleotides long. Its product is annotated as juvenile hormone esterase-like. The record is from RefSeq and is a predicted model, not a curated record. Bases 7 to 1635 code for a protein of 542 amino acids. The transcript has 3 exons. Lineage: Eukaryota; Metazoa; Arthropoda; Insecta; Lepidoptera; Nymphalidae.
CAAGGGAUGGGUACACUAAGUACAUUCAUUACUCUUGCCGCCAUUGUUGGCGUAACGUUUUCGUUAGAAAAUACAAAAAUUGUAAAUACAAAACAAGGAAAAGUUGAAGGAUAUUUAACAAAUAAUGGAUUCCAUUACGAAUAUCUUGGUAUUAGAUAUGGUGUCCCUAAUAAAUUUCGAGCCCCUUCUCCUCCACCGAAAUUCUCGGGUAUAUACAAGGCGAAUAACCCCAACGUGAUAUGUCCCCAAUUUCCAACACAUGAUCCCUUAACAGCCCCUAGUGAUACUGAAGAUUGUCUCGUUCUGAACAUCUACGCUCCAUCAUUCCUCAACACAACCUUCCCGGUCAUGGUGUUCCUCCACGGUGGAGACUUUGGAGUCGGGUCUGGUUCUGCCGCAUUUUAUGGUGCUGAUUACUUAGUCAGUCACAGUGUGAUCGUUGUCACCUUGAACUACAGGUUAAAUGCAUAUGGAUUUCUUAAUCUGGACCUACCAGAAGCUCCCGGAAAUGCUGGGUUGAAGGACAUAAGAGCGGCUUUGAGAUGGAUCAAGGAAAAUAUUGCCAAUUUUAAUGGGGACCCUGACAAUGUGACAGUUUUCGGACAAGGUAGUGGAGGCUUAGCCGCUAUAUACCUCACAUUGACGGAUACCACCAAGGGACUGUUCCAUAGAAUAAUAUCGGAGAGUGGCACCCCCUUCGCACCUCAGUCCUUCGACGCCCAACCGUUGGCAACCGCGAGACAAGUUGCAAAAUCUUUAGGGGUUAAAACUAAAAAUCCCAAGGAACUCUUGAAGAUAUACACUGAAACGCCAGUCAUGGAAGUCGAAGAAGCGAUUGGGAAGCAAAUGAACGCUAAAUCAGUAUUCCUACCAACUAUAGAGACAAUAUUUGAUGACGAGGAGGCAUUCUUGACUGAUACGCCAUACAAUAUCCUAUCAACUGGCAAGAAGCAUAAAUGUUUCAAUCCCGUGCCGAUAAUAAUUGGCAUAAACACGGUUGAAGGAUUGACAAGUACAUUGGAUUACUACACGAUCACCAGCCAAAUGGACAGGAUAAAGAACGAGGACUAUUCAGCGUUGGACCAGAGAAGCUUAAUAAUACCACUUAAAGAGAAAGAGGAAUUCCGAAACAUCAUUAAGGAUACAUUUUUUGCGAAUGCAACGUCAGACGAAGCGUUCGUGGGAGGUAUUAUAAACUUGAACACUGAUUUCUCAUACGUCGGACCGAUUUCUUUAUUCUCCGAAUUAUACGCGAACAGUUCUGGCAUGCCAGUAUAUCAAUAUAUAUUCAGUUAUAUCGGCAAUAGAAAUAUUGGUAGGUUGCUAACGAAUAGCAGCUUGGCAGCGACUGCGAAUAGGGAUGAACUGUUCUACAUCUUCGAGCUGGAACGGAUGCCGUUACCGAUGGACGAAAACGACGCGAGAAUCGUCACAUUUAUGACAAUGAUGUGGACGAACUUUGCGAAGUUUGGUUCACCAACACCGGAUCCCAGCAAUGGCGAGUGGUUACCAUACCACCAUUUGGCAAUCAAUUUAGAACCUCAAUAUGUCGCGCCGUUAACACCGGAGCGCGCGUACUUUUGGCGCCAUUUCUAUUACAAAUAUGGCGCUGAUGUGCCUAAAGAUAAAAAAUGA